UGUCAGUUUCUGACAUAUUGUUUUCAAUUGGAAGCAUAAUAUUUAGAAUUUUAUUCCUUAUUUAUUCUCGAAUUCUUUUCUAUGUAUGUAGGUCAAUUUAAUAAAACACACUUGAUAUUGGCAAAAUCUACGAGAAGACGCCAAUAACUUAUAGAGUAGAAGAAUAGAAGUUCUUUAUUUUGUCUAGUAGUCAAAAAUUUUGAUUUAUCGACAAAAACUAAUAACCUGAAAUCAUGACUGAAGUAGACGUCAAGAAAAGUAAAAGUAAGGUAUCCAUGCACCAAGUUAAAAGUCAAUCGGCUACAAGAUCACAAAUGAUUCUUGGUCCAAAAUCAACCAGCAGGCUGAAGGUCAGAAGACAGUCUUUUGGUUUCUCAGGGGUACCUGGGAUAAGACCAGUUGAAAGGACUUCACAGACAGCAAUAGAGUUCAAACGUCCACCUUUGUACUACCUGCCUACCUACCAGUUGGAAUCCAGUAAUCCAUUUCAUAUACCGUCGGUAAAGUUUGCGACGGAUGAAACGCUUGAUGAACAUUUUACGGGUCAUAAGUAUAACAUGCAGGAAUCUCCGGCCCUAGCUCUUCGAAUAGCAGGAGAACUCAUGCGCAAAGUCAAGGCGAUGCAGUUCAACCGCUAUCGCAUCAUCAGUGUCGUUACAAUCGCCCAAAAACGAGCUCAGUCCUAUAACAACAUUAUAUCGUUUCUGUGGGAUCACGAGCGGGACAAUUAUGUAGAUGUCCAAAGGGAAGUUCAUACUGCAUUCAUUCAAGUCACUACCUUUGGUGUGUAUUUCGAUUGAAUUUGGAUUAGACCGUAAGGGUGCGUUUACAGAAUAUCUUUCUUAGGAUUUUCAUUUACAUCAUGCCGUUUGAAUUUGUUGGAAGAAAAAUUUUGAAAGAAAU
Danaus plexippus (monarch butterfly) is the source of this 903-nucleotide messenger RNA. RefSeq names its product dynein light chain Tctex-type 5. The transcript is spliced from 3 exons. Gene Ontology annotation, molecular function: dynein intermediate chain binding. Gene Ontology annotation, biological process: microtubule-based movement. Gene Ontology annotation, cellular component: cytoplasm; cytoplasmic dynein complex. The record is from RefSeq and is a predicted model, not a curated record. The coding region runs from base 234 to 800 and encodes 188 amino acids. Lineage: Eukaryota; Metazoa; Arthropoda; Insecta; Lepidoptera; Nymphalidae.